AUGCAAAAUCUUGAAAACUCUUUCACCGAUAGAAUAUUAUUUACGGAUAAAAUAGCUUCCAGACCUGGAGCACACAAGCUACGAUGUCUCUUCAGGGUAGCCUUCGUUCCAGCUUCAGCAGCAGCCUUGGCACAAAAAGAUCUUCACGCGUUAGACUAUCUAUACACGCAAUGCUGUAAUGACGUCAUUCAAGAGCGUUUUGCCCCAGAGCUUCAAUAUGAUACGGCCCUUAGGUUGGCCGCUCUGCAUAUCUAUCAACAUGCCCUAGCCCACAAUGUGCAAGCUUCAAAACUGACAGUCAAAACGGUUGAGAGAGAAUUUGGGUUGGAACGUUUUAUUCCAGCCUCACUUCUAGAAAAUAUCAAAAGGAAGGAGAUCCGAAAGUUGAUCGGCCAUUUUCUAAAACUCCACUCUAGCAUGGCCGGCAUGGGUAAACAACUGACAGCUCUUCAAGCCAAGCUUCACUACCUAGACAUUGUGAGUCAAUUACCCAGUUACGGUGCCAAAUGCUUUUCAGCGGGUCCUAGAGGAGAUACCCUAGAAAGGGUGAUAUUGGUUAGUCCGAAGUUUGGAAUUAGCCAGAUCACUGGUACGAGGAAAUCCGUGUUUCAGCCAAUUCCUAUCGCAAAUAUAGAAGAUAUGCGCCGCAUAGAAGUACGAAGUGAAGACGAAGUUACUCGCACCGUUUUAGUUCACCUUCAGAACGAGAAAAUAGUACCGAUUUCCCUAGAAGAGCGCGAUGCUUGCGAACUAGCCCUUGUUCUUUCGGGCUACUUUAGGCUAUCAACCAGUCAAAACCUUUCCAUAGACCAGGAGGAACUACCCCAAGUCGAGGAUCUUGCUCCUCCAUACUUGUCCCAACACAAAGUCGUUCCUGAAAAGUGGAGUUACAUGGAUCAAGCCUGUCUGAAAUCUGCCUGCUUUGCUUCCAUGCCUAUUUAUAAAAAUAUUAAUAAGAAGACUAAUGGUUUAUACAACACUGUGGGCAGGCAAGCAAAACAACCGUUGAUGAUUGGUUACAGUUUGGACAGUAAUAUGAAUAGAUCGAUGACAGAUAGAAAUAGGUUUUAUAGUUUAGAUGCUAAAGCAACUGAAUUGGAGAACGAGGUGUACGAAAACGGUGUUUUGGAAGCCCGAAAUGAAGAGAUAUUACGAAGGGUCCAAGAAAUGCAACAAUUAGUAGAAUAUUCAGAGCAGUACCUUACCGAACAAGAAAAUCUAGAAAGACUGAACUCAUUAGCAGAAUGGCAAGAAACCAGUGUAGAUAUAGAAAGUGAUAACGACGAACCUGGAAAGUUAAAGCACAGUGAUUCUCUUCUGCUUCUCAACAAGGGACAUAGUGGAGUAGAGAGGCGGCAUUCAUUUACAAGUGCUGCUAUUGAAUUGCUAAGGCAAGAAACUACCUGUUCCGAAAGUGAUAAUGAUUCUUUGUAUACACCUAGCAGUUCUCCAAAGCACAAGUUUUUGCCAAAUAAUGUGGACAACAAAAUGAAUAGGGUGAGUUUUGGUUUACGAAGUCCCGAUGGCCAUCCAAAUAAAGAACAAGACCUUCAAGCUUACCUCCAAUACCUUCGAGCUGCUAAGAAAAAUGACGAGAAUGUCUCCAGCGACGAUGUGGAAUCUAUUAACGAUAUCUACAUUUUUGAUCCAGAUAUCAUUGAUUUGACGAUGAUUCCUCCCCCCAGUACUCCAGAUGAACUGGAUUGUGCCUUACCAAUGCCCAUUAACCUUCCGCCUCGCUCAUUUGCGGAUUCUAUAGACAAAUUAAAUAAAUUAGGUAUUUUAGAUGAACACCAAGACCUAGAAGAUUUCCUAGCUAGUGUAACCGUUCCCCCUCCGACACAAAAGGUAACCCCUUCAGUGGAACUUACUCCGGAAGAAAUAAUGGCUUACAUAAUUCCACCACCACCAAUGCAGAGCAGUACUGAAAACUUGACAAUACUACCACCAUCAGAAACCUCUCCCAACCAAAAAGACAGAAACCAAACCACAACCAAAUCGAAAGUAAUAGAAUACGCUACUUUCGAUAGAAAGGGGCCUUUCUCGUGCUGUGCGAAAUCUAAGACUGAUAAAAAUUUGAAAGUAGAUGAAAAUAUACAACCUUUACCACGCCGAAGUUCCGAUGAGAAACCUCCGGAAAGACCUCCCAAAUCCAUGACACCGGAAAGACAAAGGUCGCAUUCCCUCACAACAAAUAUUCUAAGAAACAAUUCCGACUUCCCACCACCAAAGUUACCUCCAAGAGGCGAGAAUAAUCACCAAGCUCCACCUCACUUGUUCUUACCCCCGAAAAAACCUCCGUUACCUCCGGUACCUUCUCUUGAAGUUCUCCGACAGAAGAAGAACGCGCAACAUAUAAAGACUGGGCUGGAAACCCGCACUGCUAGUAUCGGGUCACCUUUGUUUCAACGUAGUCGAAACGUUUCAAAUGAUUUGGAAGUUGGUGGACCGGGCGUUGCUGAAGGAAAGUCGUGUCUUAAACAUGCUACGGCUGUCAGUACCCCCACGUCACCUCAUAUGGGACGUAGCGCUCACUUAAAACUAGUUCCUGUGCCAUUAGAUUCCCCCGAUCACCCUAAAUACCAAAAUUCUUUGGAUUCCCUCUCCCGUUCACCAAACCAUAGUCCAGCUCCUGAUCUAUCUCUCGUUAAUGACCGCCUUAGGUCAAGUUUUAAGAGCACAGAACAUCAGAACGGGGGCUGUCCCAAGCUCAAUGGCUGCACCUCUAGUCGAGAAAAUCUGCUUCAGAAAACAGAUAUCGCCAUGGCGAAUCUCUUGGUCAGGCUAGACCAAGUUGCUGCGCAGUGUACUGCGGCACAAGUGCAUGGGGGCGGGAGAUUGAUAAGCGAAGAGAAGUUUCAGGUAGCUAAAGAAGAGCUCACCUCACAGUCUUUGCAGCUCGUCACAUCCAGCAAAAUGCUAGUUAUAGCAAUGUCGGAUCCCAGUCUUCCGGACUUGCCAGAAAACCUUGCAAUAUGCCUCACCAUACUACGCAGACUCACAGAAUUGUGCCAAGAUAUGACGAAUCACACUACUGCACCGCUGCAAACUAGAAACCUUAUUUUAAAAGUCCAUGAUGUCACUGCAGCUUUCCGAACGCUUUUAAAUUCGAAUAUCGACAGAAGCUCGCAGAGAGCCAUAGAAGAUCAUCUGGCGUUACAAGCUGAAGCUUUAGCCAACGUUUUGGCAACUCUGUUAAGAAGUCUAAGGGUGUUCUCGCCUUAA
Messenger RNA from Diabrotica balteata, 3225 nucleotides. The record is from the annotation of a GenBank genome assembly. Lineage: Eukaryota; Metazoa; Arthropoda; Insecta; Coleoptera; Chrysomelidae.